UCAAAAUGUGCCUCAUUUAUUAUGUGGAGGUCGUCAAAGAAACUAAUCGCUGAUUGCUUCCGGUUUCUCAUGCAAUGUGGAGCGAAUAACCUGGACACCGAAGACCUUGAUGAUGUACCUGAAUACGAUAUACCGGACGUGCCAGUGCAUUUCGCUCCUCGAGCGUUCGUUUCACCGGUGCCUCCGCGACAGGAAGAUCUUCAGCAUAGACCUUGUGCCCCAGGAAGUAGGAGGCGAUCACCUCCAGAAGUGGUAUUAAAAGUACGUCUGGCUCUCGAAGAGAUGACCAACAAACCCAUCGAGAAAGCUCGCGGAGACCACCGGGAUCCCCAUAUCUUCGAGCCGAGGUUGACGCUGUCAAGUACCAUUAAUGACACCAGUUGA
This is a messenger RNA of Orussus abietinus, 384 nucleotides long. RefSeq lists its product as uncharacterized. The coding region runs from base 22 to 384 and encodes 120 amino acids. The transcript is spliced from 2 exons. The record is from RefSeq and is a predicted model, not a curated record. Lineage: Eukaryota; Metazoa; Arthropoda; Insecta; Hymenoptera; Orussidae.